Messenger RNA from Sphenostylis stenocarpa, 861 nucleotides. The record is from the annotation of a GenBank genome assembly. Lineage: Eukaryota; Viridiplantae; Streptophyta; Magnoliopsida; Fabales; Fabaceae.
AUGGGACUGGCUCUGGGUUGUCUUCAAGUGGAGCAAUCUACCGUAGCAAUCAAAGAGGUUUUUGGCAAAUUUGAUGAUGUUCUUGAACCAGGUUUUCACUGUGUGCCCUGGUUCUUUGGCACUCAAGUAGCUGGUUACCUUACUUUGCGUGUGCAACAGCUAGAUGUUCAUUGCGAGACAAAAACAAAGGACAAUGUUUUUGUCACUGUUGUUGCAUCUAUUCAAUAUCGAGCGAUGGCUGAAAAAGCGGCUGAUGCUUUUUACAAGCUUAGCAAUACAAGGGAACAGAUUCAGGCCUAUGUCUUUGACGUUGUCCGGGCAUGUGUUCCUAAGAUGGAUCUAGAUUCCUCAUUUGAGCAGAAGAAAGAAAUUGCAAGGGCUGUUGAGGAAGAACUUGAAAAGGCUAUGUCUGCUUACGGAUAUGAGAUAGUUCAGACUCUUAUUGUGGAUAUUGAACCAGACGAGCGUGUGAAGAGAGCCAUGAACGAGAUAAAUGCUGCUGCAAGAUCGAGGGUGGCUGCAAAUGAGAAAGCUGAAGCAGAGAAGAUUCUGCUGAUUAAAAAGGCAGAAGGAGAGGCAGAAUCAAAGUAUUUAGCUGGGCUUGGAAUAGCUCGUCAGCGUCAAGCCAUAGUAGAUGGUCUGAGGGACAGUGUGCUAGCCUUCUCAGAGAAUGUCCCUGGGACAUCAUCUAAAGAUGUAAUGGACAUGGUUUUGGUGACCCAAUACUUUGACACGUUGAAGGAGAUUGGUGCGUCCUCAAAAUCCAAUUCUGUUUUUGUUCCACACGGACCAGGUGCUGUAAGAGAUAUUGCUUCACAGUUUAGAGAUGGUCUUCUUCAAGGAAGUGUUGCUCGGUCUUGA